UGUUUUUUGUGUUUUUUUUUAAUAAACUUCCUUGUCGGAGUGUACUAUGUGUGUAUGUGUAGGGUUCCUUUUAUUUUCCUAGUUUUUUUCUCUAGCAAUAUUGACCACACUUCAUAAUAAAUGAGAUUAGAUUGCAUUUGGUGCUGUUCUUGCCCAGCAUUGUCUGUGGGAUUAUGCACAUUUGUGUGAUGCCCUGUACCCGUCACUUCUUGCCUCUGCAUCACGUGGGGUCUGAUGGGAAUUGUGCCUUGGGCCAGUGAUAGGCCUGACUUGUGAAUACAGUCCGAGACCAUUACCUUUUGGAGUGGCUACACCUUUGGUGCGAUUUCAGUGUGUUGUCUGAUCACUGACUGGUUGGUCUGGCUUUCCUAAUUAUUUCUGAACCAAUUUUGGUUAGUUUUAUUUUCCGGGAAACUUUUCCAUUCCUUCUGAGUUUUCAAAUUCAUGGGAAUAAAUUCGUAAGUACCGUUAGUUCUCCCUUCAUGUUAGCUUUAUUUUUUUAUUUAAUUUUUUAUUGGAGAUAUGUAGAUAUAUACAUAGAUAGAUAGAUAUACAUACAUGGAUCGGCUGCCUCCUGCAUGGAAACCCUGACUGGGAAUCAAACUGGUCACCUUUUGGUCUCAGGAUGACACUCAAUCGACUCAGCAACACCUGCUAGGGCUCAUGUUUGAUUUUAAAAUGUGAGUUUGUUUCAACAUCGUUGAUAUCAUAGCGAACAAUGGGAGCUUUCUGGUUUUAGACAACUUCUUUCCACCACUUCACAAUAAGCUUGCAGCCCCUCUGACGCCGGGCGUUGGGUCCUUUUCAAGGAAUUAUUGUCAUUCAAAGAUAUAUCCAUGGACUUCACCCGAGAAGAAUGGCAGUUGCUGGAUUCUGCGCAGAAGUACCUGUACAGGGAUGUGAUACUGGAAAACUAUCGCAACCUGGUGUCUACAGGGUAUCAUGGUACCAAACCUGAUCUAAUCUUCAAGUUGGAGCAAGGAGAAGAGCCAUGGACAAGAAAUGCCAAAAUUUCUCAUCAGAGCUGUCCAGAAGUUUGGAAGGAGUGGUACCAGAGGAAUCCAGAUGAGCUUGAAAGUCUUGAGAGAAACCAUGCUUGUAACACAUUUGGAAAACUUCAUCUGAGCAAAACCCAGGCUUCUUCAAGACGAAGACUCCACAAGUGUAACACACUUGGAAAAAGUUUGACACAGAACUCAGGUUUAACCAGAAGCUAUCUACGAAAGAGUCCUGAUAAUUUUCAUGGAUACGAGCCAUCAUAUUUUCUCAAGCAUCCAAGAGCUCACAGUACAGAAAAAAACUGUGUAUGUUGUGAAUGUGGGAAAGCUUUUCGUUGUAAAUCACAGCUCGUUGUUCAUCUCAGGAUUCACACAGGGGAGAGACCUUACGAGUGCACUAAAUGUGAGAGAGCCUUCAGUGCCAAGUCUAACCUUAAUGCUCAUCAGAGGGUUCAUACAGGAGAAAAACCCUACUCCUGCAGCCAGUGUGGCAAAGUCUUCUCGUUCAGGUCACAGCUCAUUGUCCAUCAGGAAAUCCACACGGGAGGGAAACCCUACGGCUGCCCUGAGUGUGGGAAGGCUUAUAGCUGGAAGUCGCAGCUCAUUUUACACCAGAGAAGUCACACAGGUGUGAAGCCCUACGAAUGCGGCGAAUGUGGGAAAGCCUUUAGUUUGAAGUCACCCUUCGUCGUCCACCAGAGAACUCACACAGGGGUGAAGCCCCAUAAAUGCAACGAGUGCGGGAAAGCCUUUCGGAGUAAGUCCUACCUCCUCAUUCACGUCAGGAUGCACACAGGAGAGAAGCCUUACCAAUGCAAUGACUGUGGGAAAGCCUUCCAUAUGAAGACACAGCUCAUCGUCCACCAGGGAGUUCACACGGGGAAUAACCCUUACCAGUGCAGUGAGUGUGGGAAGGCCUUCGGCAGGAAGGAGCAGCUCACGGCACACCUGAGAGCUCACGCAGGAGAGAAGCCCUACGGGUGCAGUGAGUGCGGGAAGGCUUUCAGCAGCAAGUCGUACCUCGUCAUCCACAGGAGGACACACACCGGAGAGAGGCCCUACGAGUGCGGUUUCUGCGAGAGGGCCUUUUGUGGGAAGUCACAGCUCAUCAUCCAUCAGAGAACUCACUCGACGGAGAAGCCCUAUGAAUGCAGUGAGUGUGAGAAAGCCUAUCCAAGGAAGGCAUCGCUCCAGAUACACCAGAAAACUCACUCGGGAGAGAAACCCUUCAAAUGCAGCGAGUGCGGUAAAGCCUUCACUCAGAAGUCCUCUCUCAGCGAACACCAGCGAGUGCACACGGGAGAGAAACCGUGGAAAUGCUCUGAGUGCGGAAAAUCCUUCUGUUGGAACUCAGGGCUCCGUAUACACAGGAAAACGCACAAGUGAAAUUAGCAUGAAGUAGAGGUUAGAAACAUUCUAACAAAACUUGGUCCUUAGAUUUCAGGUGAUGAUAUAGAUAGGAUAUAUAUGCAGGCAGUCCCAAAAAUUCACUCAUAUCCAGUAAGUCAUAUAGGAGAGAAAACAAUCAUAUCUGUAAUGACUGUGCAAACGACUUUAGCAAUAAGUCACACACAAACUUGUUAGAUGAGACUAAAAGAAGAAAUUGAGCAGAACUAUAUCAAAUGUGCUGGCAUCAUUUAUGAAGAUUUUAUUUUGAGAAUUUUAUUGAGAACACUUUAUAAAUGUAUUAAACUGGGAAAGCAUUUUCUCACAGAAAUGUGUUCAAUGGAGAGUCACAUUCCAAAUUUGAAGCUAUGUUUUAGAGUAAAUGAAACAAUUAUAAAUGUAGACUUUUACGUGGUGGAGUAUAAAGGUUUUUAUAUGUAAAUGUCAAGAUUAGGGACAUAUUCUGUAGGGUAAGGAAUAUUUAGGAUGACUUUCAUGAACAGCACUGAAUAUAAUUUUUAAAACUUAUUUUUAUUGACUUUUAUAGAAAGUAGAAGGGAGAGAGAAAGACAUUGAUCAGCUGCCUCCUGCCUGUUCCUUAGCAGGGUUUGAGCCCACAACCCAGGCACAUGCCCGCAACCUUUCAGUGCACAAGGCAGGGCCUCAACAGCACUUAUUAAAAUUUAGUUCUUUUAUUUUUCAAUGUAACUUGUUAUACUCAGUAAUUUGUGGAAUAACACCCCCCAGUAUUCUUCCUGUUAAAUGGUAAUUAUCAGUAUUGUAUCUCUUUCUUAGCAAUAUAGCUAAUAUAAUGUGGCUUUUAAUAAAAGAAAAGGUACGGUUCUCACUCCAAAUGAGUUCGCUUGUUCAGGAGUCCACAUAAGUGAGUCUGGUGAUGAUUACAGGGCUGCUGAAGAGAGCUCCUUGUAGUGAACACUGAGUGUAGUUUAGUGUUCGGUGUCCAUUCCCCUUGACUGAUGAGAGUACUCCAGUUUUCUCUGCAGAGGCACCUCCGUGUGUGUGUCCUGUGGUGUCUGCUCUAGCGACAGGGAGGCAUUAUUCCCUUUGUUGGGUAAUAGUAGCUCUUUUCCAGGAUUUUCAAUUUAAUUCAGUCUCACGUGAACCAUAAAGGAAAUGUGGGUAGUCCUAUGUUCUUCUCCCAGAAUUCUAUUCAGAUGAUCGAUUCCUGCUGUACUGAUAUUCUAGACUAACUCUGAGCACUGUCCCUUUUUGAACCUGGUUUUCUGGCUUUAUGGAUGCUUCUUUGUAUCUUUUUAAUUUAAAAAAAUAUUUUUCAGUUAAAGUUAA
Molecule: messenger RNA, 3692 nt
Organism: Pipistrellus kuhlii (Kuhl's pipistrelle)
Lineage: Eukaryota; Metazoa; Chordata; Mammalia; Chiroptera; Vespertilionidae
Product: zinc finger protein 26
Exons: 4
Coding region: 837-2384 (515 amino acids)
Biological process (GO): negative regulation of transcription by RNA polymerase II
Molecular function (GO): DNA-binding transcription repressor activity, RNA polymerase II-specific
Source: RefSeq, a predicted model, not a curated record